AUGCCCCAAGCUGUCAUAAACCAACAAAUUGUAUCGGAGAACAUGUCUCUGCGCGACCUAAGGACCUCCAUGAAGAGGGACCCAGAAGGGAAUGGCAUAAGCGCAUUAGGUUACGAUGGUGUCUUUCGCACCUUUGAUGCCGAACGGAACGUUCUUGAUGCAGUUGGCCUCAACCCCACCCGGAUCAGAGAAUUCUAUGAGGGCCGCCCAAUGCCUGAACGAUUUCUUACCUCUGACGGCAGUCGAGUAUCUCGGGAGCAAAUGUUCUCUCCUAAUGCAGAGGAUAUUCCAAAGAAGUUAACAGACGAGGAGAAGGCCAAGAUCCAGGCAUAUAACGAGGAUCUGGAAAAGCGUGGAGUUGCAAGUUGUGGUCUGGGCGAAUCAGCACAUAACAGUGAACCGAAUCCCAGGUAA
This is a messenger RNA of Fusarium coffeatum, 414 nucleotides long. RefSeq lists its product as uncharacterized. Lineage: Eukaryota; Fungi; Ascomycota; Sordariomycetes; Hypocreales; Nectriaceae. Bases 1 to 414 code for a protein of 137 amino acids. The transcript has a single exon. The record is from RefSeq and is a predicted model, not a curated record.